Molecule: messenger RNA, 4053 nt
Organism: Durio zibethinus
Lineage: Eukaryota; Viridiplantae; Streptophyta; Magnoliopsida; Malvales; Malvaceae
Source: RefSeq, a predicted model, not a curated record
AAAUAUGGAAUAUCAAAGAAAAAAUCCAAAGCCAAUCAUUUUGAUCACGAAAACAUAUCCAGCUGCGGGUGCACGCACAAGAAAAGACUCCUUCACGUACCAAAACAAUUCUACCUCUCCUGAUUGGCCAUUACAAAAGCUUUUAAUAGUCUUUCCUUCCCCUCUAGGCUUCUCCAGUGUAAGCUGUCCAACUUUCACCACACUGCCAUGAAAAACAAAACAAGCAAACCUCUCCUUUUCUUCUCACGUUAGGGUUUCUCUGUUUCUCUUCAUCCGUUCAACUGUAGCAAAACCUCAACUAGGUUUGUCACUUGUAACUUUUUCAUCUUCCUUUUGUCUUUUUAACGUGAUACUUGCUCUUGCAUUGACCCUUCUGUAUCUGUGUUUUGCUUGGAUUUUCAUUUUUAAAGUGGGUUUUCUUUGAUCAACAUAGAAUAGGCUGGAGUUGGAACUUGGGAGAGUUGAAAAAAAAAAGUAAAAAACCAUAAAAAUUUGUUCUUGCAUUCGAUUUUUAAAUUUGGGUUUGGCCUUGUUUGGUUUUUUAGAAAGUGGGUUUUACAUAUGAGUUUCUCUUAAGAGAGUUGAAGAAGAGAAAGAGCUUCGAACUUGCUUUUGUUUCCUUGGUUUUUUCUGCAGUUGGGUUUGGAAUUGUUUGUUUUGUAUUUUUUUUAAGGGUGGAAGGUUUCUGCAUUUUGUUUCUGUUUUUCUUGUAAUGGAGGAUAUUAAGGCAGAUGUGAAACUUGGUGAGUUAAAGAGGGAGAACCUUCGUAAGUCGCUUGAGCAAACCAGGGCUCAAGCGUCUUCAGUUCUGAUGUUUACUUUGCAAUGGAAAGAAUUAGAGAAUCAUUUUGAUUUGGUUCAACAGAAUAUUGAGAAAAGAGUAGAGGCUGUUGAAUUGCAAGAAAAAGAGCUAGAAACUGCAUUGAGGCUAUUGAGGGAAAGACGAGAAGAGAUUGGUUUGAAAGAAAAUGAAUUAAGUUUGUUGGAUAAAAAGAUUGAAGAAUGUAAUGCUGAGCUUAAGUUGAAACAAGAUCAAAUCGAUUUGAUGCAAAAAUCGUAUGCAGAGUGUUCAUUGGAGUUUAAAUCGAAAAAAGAGGACUUGGAUUUGGUUAGAAAAUUCGUUGAGGGUUGUUCUAAGGAGCUUAGUUUGAAGAAAGAGCAAUUGUGUUCUGUGCAGAAGUUGAUAAGUGAAUGUUGUGAGAAGCUAGAAGGGAAGGAGAAGCAAUUGGGUUUGGUAGAGGAACAAAUUCAAAAAUCUAGUAGGGAAAUUGAUGUGAAAAAGAAGAAGUUGGAUUUGUUGCGGUUGUUGGUUGAAGAAUGUGAAGGAAAGCUUGAGUCAAAAGAGAGGGAGUUGGGGUUAGUGGCAAGAAGAGUUGAUGAAUGUUGUAAUGAGAUUUGUCUCAAAGAUAAUCAAUUGGACCAUUUACAGAGAUCCAUUAAUGAAAAAUGUAGGGAACUUGAGUUGAAAGAGAUGGACAUAGAUUUGAAGGAAAAUAUGAUGAAGGAGUAUGAUGAGGGGCUUGCAUUCAAAGAGAAGGAGUUAGAAUGUUUGCGAAAUUCAAUCAAGGAAUGUUCUAACCAACUUGACAUGAAGCAGAACGAACUUGUUAGAAGGCAAGAAAUGAUUGAGUACCAUUGUAAACAGCUUUAUGAGGAGGAGAAAACUCUAGAUUCAUUCAAAUCCUUGAUUCAGGACUGCACUGAAGCACUUGAAGCCAAAGAGAAAAAACAUGAUGCACUUGACAAAUCUGUCAGAUACUAUGCUGCUAAACUCAAAUCUAAGGAGAAGGAAUUAGGCUUGAUUGAACAAACAAUUAUGGAUCGCUCAGUGGAGCUUCAUUCGAGAGAUAUUGAAUUUGGUUCACUGCAGACAACGAUAAGGAGGAGCGAGAAACAGCUUGAAUCAUCAAAGAAGGAGCUUGAUUCAGUCAAAGAGAGGGUGAUAGGAUAUUCUGAGGAUCUUGAAUUGAAAAAGCAGGAGUUCAAUGCUAUACAAAUGUGCAUUGAAGAACAUAAGCAAGAACUCUAUUUGAAAGAGAAGCAACUAAGCUCUGUCCAAAUAUCAAUACAAGGAUGCAGAAAGCAGCUGAAAGCAGAGGAGGAACAGCUUGUCUCAAUCAAAAACUCAAUUUUGGAGUGCACCAAUGAACUUGAAUUAAAACAACAGCACCUUAAAGCAAAACAAAAAUCUCAAGAACAGCUCUCUGAUUUGCUUGAAUCAAAAGAAAAGCAACUGGAUUUAGUUGAAAAGGCAUGCAGUGAACGCCUACAGGAGGCCAAUGUGAGGGAGAAGCAUCUUGAUGCACUUAAAAGAUCAGUAGAGGAACACUUGGAAAAAUUGGAAACCGAAAAGAGGGGGUUUGAUGCUCGUGUCAAGGAGUUUGAACUGAAAGAAAAAAAAUUUGAUUCUGUCCUAAAGGCAGUUGAACAACGCUGUAAAGAACUAGAAUUGAAAGAGAAGCAACUAAUUAAUGCCCUUCAUUCUCAAUCGAGGAGUGAGAAUCCUUGUUUGUCCUUUCAGGUCCUUGGAACCACAAACAUGGUAACAGUAAACCCCAUCACCCCUAACCAAAUAAAGACUGAGCAGCCAGAACAUUUUAUGAUUAGCAAUGCAAAUGAAACUUCAUCUACUGAUUUUGGGGUUGGUGCUACAAUGGAUGGAAUGAGUUUGCAAGGUAUCCUCAGUGAGCAUUUAGAUGAGCCUGAUUUGAGACAGAAUGAAGUUUUGUCUGCUCUUCAAAUCUCACCAGAUCCAGCCAAGUUUGUUCUGGACCUGAUGCUAGGGACAUGUUCUCAACAUCAGAAUAAGGGUGGGACAGGAUUUGAAGAAAGUGUUCUGAAGAUUUAUGUCCUUAUGUUGGAGCAACUUUUGCAAGUUUCACCACUUGUGCAACCUAACGUAAAAGCAGAUGCAUUGAAGUUGGCAAUUGAGUGGAGAGCGAAGAUGAAACUGAGUGCUGAAAAUUCUAUUGAGAUUAUAGGUUUUUUACAGUUUGUUGCUGCUUUUGGAUUGGUGUCAUCGUUUAACAGAGAUGAAAUCUUCAAACUUCUUGGGACUGCUGCUCGACACCAACAGGCUCGAAAUAUAUGCCAGGUCCUUGGUUUUGCAGAUAUGAUUCCUGAUUUCAUUGGUAGUCUUAUUGAAAGGAAGCAGUAUAUUGAAGCUGUUAGGUUUGUCUGUGCAUUUGAUUCCAAGGACAAGUGCCCAACAGAACUGCUUUUAAACCUAUUCUGGGAAGAUAUAAAUAAAGUGGCACGUGAUAGAUGUAAGAUGGGGAAGAAUUUGCCUGAAGUACAGGAGAAGGCCAUAGAUGAACAGAUAGCUGCACUGAAAUCAGCAAUUGAAUGCAUCAAGGAUUGUAAGCUUGAAUCCAGUAUGCCGGUUGAGGUCAUUGAGAAGUGCAUUGCAGAGAUAGAAAAGCAAAAGAUGACCAGGAGAUUUUCUGCACCAGCCCCAGCACCUGCUGUUCAAACGAAGGUGCAGGGCCAGACAACUUGUGAUCAUGGCCGUUCUGUCCUCAGGAAUCAACCCAGUCCUGUCCCUGCAGUUCAACAGUUUCAAGGUGGGAUCUGUGCUUCCACUCCGGGGACUCAACUGCAAGGGUUGAGCAAAAAGCGUGCUCGGAUUGAUGGACCAGUUAUUAAUAUCUACGCUCCUCAAGGGGCAACAUUUAACGAUCCGAAUAAUCGAUCAGCUUCACAGCAAGGAUUCGGUGUUCCACUUAAUCAAGGCGUAGCUCAUUUUGGAUUGCCUGCCAAGUCAGGUUAUUCAUCUAAUUUAGGUACCAGGCAAUUAAAUGCUGCUCGAGAACAAUGCUUGAAACUCAACAGGCCCAAGCAGUUGUAGUUCCUGUCUGGUAACUCUCUCAAGAACCACUUCGCCUGUACAUAUUAUAUAUAGGCCGUAUAUAUAUAGAUUAGGCCAUGGUUUUUUUAUUUUUUGUUGGCAAUGAAUCAUACUGACCCUUCGCAACCAUGUCUGAAAUGGGUCACUAACUCCCGAUCUAUUACCUAGUUUAAAUGCUAUCACUGGUUAAUCCAUGUACUUGGGAA